This is a messenger RNA of Dunckerocampus dactyliophorus (ringed pipefish), 4584 nucleotides long. It is a transcript of the gene ptprr, whose product is annotated as protein tyrosine phosphatase receptor type R. The transcript has 16 exons. The record is from RefSeq and is a predicted model, not a curated record. Lineage: Eukaryota; Metazoa; Chordata; Actinopteri; Syngnathiformes; Syngnathidae. Gene Ontology annotation, biological process: protein dephosphorylation. Bases 271 to 2196 code for a protein of 641 amino acids. Gene Ontology annotation, molecular function: protein tyrosine phosphatase activity.
UCACAUCUCUCCAGUCUCCGUCCUCACGUCUUCACCCGAAAUAAAAAAAAAAAUCACUCAUGAUCAUGCCCUCAUGUCAUAUGUUACUGGUUGACAUUGAUAUUACGUGACAGGAAGUGAAUAUUGUCAAUUAUUAUCAUUUGUCUUCCUCCUCAUUGUCAUCUUUGUGAUCAGGCAGUACUGCCGGAAGCCUCUCCUGUCUUCACACACACACACACACACACACACACAGGUGUGUGUUGGUGGUGUGAGAGGUGCAAUGCAGGAAGGAUGAAGAUGGUCCUGACAAGAGGAGUGUUUCUUCUCUGUUGGUUGCUUCAGGCCGAGUCGUCCUCUGGCGACCAUGAGCUGCCUCCCCACUUCAGGCCCCUCCCUCCUCCUCCUCCGCCUGAACACACGCAGCCGGGUGCCAACCUGUUGCAAGAACCUCGCUUCCUUCAUCAUCAUCAUCAUCAUCAUCAUCGGCACGUCGGCAGCGUGCACGUGGAGCACGCCACAGUGUCUGCACGCCACCUGGUUACCAUGUUUUUGGCUGUGGAUGUCAGGAGGCUCAAUGCUGGCCUUCUUGGUGGGUUUCGAGGGGGCGUGGCGGCGGCGCUGGGCGUCCCUGUGGGACACGUCCACAUCAACGGUUUGAAUGAAGAGAAGAACGGCGUGGAGCUCUUUGUGUCGUCCGACAGGCCGGACAUUUCAGAGCCCCGCCCGGCUGAGGAGGUCAUCCAGUCGCUGGACGUUAGAGUUCUUCAUCACCACCUGGCACACUUUGGCAUCACCGAAGUUUCAACAGAGAAGAACGUCCUGCAGGGGGACCUGGGGGACCAUCUGUGGAGGCGGGAAAGCUUCUACAGCGCCAUCCUGUUCCUCGCCAUCUUCAUCAUCGUCAUCACUUUCUUGAUGGUUUUGUAUCGCCUGAAAGAGAAGACUGCCUCUGACAGACAGCUCAAAGCACCGCCCCUUCACUUCCACUCCACAGUGAAGGUCAUGCCUGACUGUGCCCAGAGGUCAAAGGUCAUCCAGGCGGUGAUGUCGGGAAGCAUGGUCCAGGUGGAGAGGUCUCUGGCCCUGCCCACUCCCCAGCAGCAGCAGCCAGUCGCAGCGUUCCCUCUGUCCAGCCACGCCCCUGUCCCGUUCGUCCACCACGUUGACCACGCACCCCCGACGAUUCCUGAGCUGAAACCCUGCCCCUCCCCCUUCAGGAUGAAACCCGCCUCGGGACUACAAGAGAGACGCGGCUCCAACGUCUCGCUGGUGUUAGACAUGUCGGCGCUGGCUUUGGUGGAGCCUCUCGGCAUCGCCGUGGUAACGCCCAGGGAGACGGCGGCCCACGAGUACCUGCUCGCCGCCAGCCGGCCGCUCACACCACAGCGGCUCUGUGACAUCAUCAAUGACACGCACAGGCUGCACGCCGAAUUCUCUGAGAUCCCCAUGAACUUCACCGACCCAAAAGAGCUGGACGUUCCCAACCAUGGGACCAAGAACCGAUACAAGACCAUCCUGCCAAACCCUCAUUCCAGGGUCCUGCUGCAUUCCAGAGGAAGCACUGAUCCGCUGAGCUCCUACAUUAACGCCAACUACGUGCGGGGUUACCGUGGCGACGAGAAGGCCUUCAUCGCCACGCAGGGCCCCAUGGUCAACACGGUGGACGACUUCUGGCUGAUGGCGUGGCAGGAGGCGGCGCCCGCCAUCGUCAUGAUCACCAAGCUCAAGGAGAAGAAGGAGAAGUGUGUCCUCUACUGGCCCGAGAGGCGGGGCAUCUACGGGAAGGUGGAGGUGGCGGUCGCCAGCGUGCGGGAGUGUGAACACUACACAGCUCACCGCCUGACACUCAAGUACGGGGAUCGAACCCACGCGCUGCAGCAUUACUGGUUCACGUCAUGGCCCGACCACAAGACGCCCGACUCGGCCGUGCCGCUGCUGCAGCUGAUGGACGACGUGGAGGAGGAGCGGCGGGUGGCGUCCCCCACGGGGCCCGUCAUCGUCCACUGCAGCGCCGGCAUUGGACGCACAGGCUGCUUUAUUGCUGCCACCAUCGGCUGCCGGCAGCUGGAGGCGGAGGACGCGGUGGACGUGUUGGGCAUCACGUGCCGGCUGCGGGCGGACAGGGGCGGGAUGAUCCAGACCGGUGAGCAGUACCAUUUUGUCCAUCACGCCUUGAGCCUGUACCAGGCCCGCCUCGCUGCUCAAAAUGGCCGAUGAAUAUCACCCAGGUGGGUGCGAGAUGAGAGAAGGUACAUUACUGGAAGGAAGUUAGAAGUUUUCGUGCAUGGACGUCCUUGUGUUGCUCUCUUAAACACGUUAACUUCAUGUUAGCUGUCAUGUUUAGCAUAGCCUGCUCGCCAUCAUGGCGGCCGGCGCCCGCUAGCGGUGCAAGCGUCUCUCUUUGAUUGUAUUUUGGUGACGAAGAACUUUAUUUUUCUACUCUUUUUACGUGUUUUCAGUGUGUCUGGUAGCACUUUAAGUUGAUGUAGCAAUCAUUUCAAACACAAAAGUCAUGUAAGAGUGCAACGUCAAAGUACUUUUGUUACUUUCAUCGUACAGUAACCCCUCGUCACCUUCACAUUUCUCAAAAUUGUUGUUUCCUGGUCAAAUACAGCCUGUUAUUAAUCAAAAUAUAGGCAUGUUUAAGCACAUUUGACCAAUUUUUGUCUGAAAACACAUUGAAAGACACUUUGUUUGAUGUAGUAUUCUACACUGGUCACUAGGUGUCACUAAUCUUAUGUUAGCAACUCUCUGUGAAUCUACAGUAUAUCGGCGGUGUCCAGACUUUUGCCCAGGGGACACUUGGGGCCCAUGGCACAUUCUAAAAAUAUAAUGGAACAAAGAAAACCUAAAAAAAAAAAAAAAAAUAAGAAAAAAAACAUUUGAAAAAUUGGCCGUUCAUUUUACAAAAAUAAAGUGAAAUUAUUAAGAGAAAACACAUUUUGUUUUUUUAAGUCGUAAUAUUCUGAGAAACAAACAAAACAACAAAUAGAGUUGUAAUUUUUGGAAAAUUACGCCGCCCAAAAAGUUGUAAUGUGAUGACAAUAAAGUCAAAAUAUUCUAUUAUUAUAGGAAUUAAUACAUAAUAUUACGAGAAGAAGAUUUACAAGAAGAAAGUUGAAAUAGUUGGAAUUAAAAGAAAAAAAGUCAAAAAAAGAGCAAAGACGGAAAUAGUCGGCUUUUUCACCUAUACGACAAAGCUGAGAUAAACUAUACAGUAUAUACUGUAGCUUCCUAGCAUAUCUACAUGUGGUACUUUACUAAAUAUCAAAGUGGCACAGUUGCAUCCUUUCACUUUUCACUAUGUGGCCCUCGCUGGAAAACAUUUGGACACCCCUGCUGUCCAACAUGUCUUAUUUUUUCUAAUUAUGUCUACAAUACACUAAGUCCCCAACCAACGAACACAGUUGGUUCCAGACGACCGUUCUUAUGUUGAAUUGUUCUUAAGUAGGGUAAAAGGUAAUAUCACCAAUGAUAUAGGUACUACAUGUACGUGUAUACAUAUACAGUAUAUGUGUGUGUAUGUAAAUAUGAGUUUGGAUGCAGUCGUAAUAUUAAACCAGGAUAAUUAAUGAAAAAAACAAUAAUAAAAGUGAUAUAAUAAUACGUAAUGAUAAAUGUUUUUUACCUUUGAAGAGGAGUGGUCGAGCAUACGUCGUUGUGGAGGAGGAGGAGGAGAUAUUGGAAAAAAAGGACAAAUGGUGGUGGUGGUUAGACUCUUCUAAAAGAGGUAGUGUUCUGUGGGUGGUGUAGAAUUAAGCAGGCCUAUUAACUCUUCAUCAACUUUAAUCACACGCUCUGUCCAGGUUGUAUUAUACAGUUACAAUGUAGCUUUCCAUUUAGCCUUCUCUCCCCAGCGGCUUCCUGUACCUGUUGGUCCCAUUAGCAGUGUCACAGUGCCCUCUACUGGUCAAGCAUGUAGCAGUAUAAAUAUGGAGUUACAGUACUACAGUAAAAGGCAAAAUACAUGAAAAAAUAGACCAGUCGGCUUGUGUUCGUAUCUCCGAAAGUUUGCAUGUCGGAUGUUCAUAAGGUGGGGACCUAGUGUAUUGGGUUUUAGGAGUGUAAAGGUGACUAUAGGGGUGUUAUUUCAUGUCUAGAGGCCUCUAAUUAUGUUAAAAACCCUAUUUCAAAGGUGGUAAACACGUUUUGUAUGUCUUAUAUGUCUUAUUUUCUCUUAUUAAGUCUACUAUAUUGGGUAAUAGGAGUGUAAAGGUGACUAUAGGGGUGUUAUUUCAUGUCUAGAGGGCUCUAAUCAUGUUAAAAAGUGUAUUUAAAAGGUCAUAAACAGGUUUUGUAUGCUCUAACUACCAAAAUAUUGCAUUGCAUAAAUUAGGAAUCCUACUCGACUGAUCACGGUCGGGUCUGGAAGCAAUGAGCCGCCAUAAACGAGGGAUUACUGUAUUGUCAUUGUUUGCUUCUAUUUAGAUGAAGACUAGCUUUAUUUAAACGUCCGAGCACGUGAUGCUAACGGUGUACGCGUGUUUUGUGAAGAGUGAAUUGGCUUGUUGGACAAUAAAAGUCAAUUGUGUACAAAGGAACGAGUGGCUUGUGGUUUUUAUUCUGUGAAUAACCUUUAGGGGGCAGUAGAGCACACUGGCUUUG